ACAGCUGAAUAUAAGCAAAUCUAUUGCUGGCAAUGAAAAAAAUAAAGAAAUUGGGAAAAAAAAAGCAUGGGGUCAGCUCUCUCAAUCCUUACCAAGCCCUUCAGGUCUGGUAUGGAUUCUGAGAGGAGUUUGGGAAGAUUUGCACAUGUGUUAGCAAAGUUUUAUGGUACUUUGGAUGGGUGCAGGGGCGGACUGACCAUUUGGAAACUUGGGCACUGCCCGAGGGCCCGGGGUCAGUAGGGGGCCCCAUGGGAUGCCCCUGGUACCUUUUUCAUAGGCUUUUUUGAGUUUGGGCAAGGACACAGGGACCCCAUGAUCCCCUAUUGCCCGGGG
Molecule: messenger RNA, 333 nt
Organism: Staurois parvus
Lineage: Eukaryota; Metazoa; Chordata; Amphibia; Anura; Ranidae
Source: the annotation of a GenBank genome assembly